Molecule: messenger RNA, 3975 nt
Organism: Lates calcarifer (barramundi perch)
Lineage: Eukaryota; Metazoa; Chordata; Actinopteri; Centropomidae
Gene: foxa1
Product: forkhead box A1
Exons: 2
Coding region: 150-1370 (406 amino acids)
Biological process (GO): anatomical structure morphogenesis; regulation of transcription by RNA polymerase II; cell differentiation
Molecular function (GO): transcription factor binding; DNA-binding transcription factor activity, RNA polymerase II-specific; RNA polymerase II cis-regulatory region sequence-specific DNA binding
Source: RefSeq, a predicted model, not a curated record
CUCUGCCUUUUUCCGCUCAGCCUUGCUCGGCUCAGCUCGGAACGCUUACACCCGGACCAGGAUUGACGCGCGCAGACCGGCGGGGGGACAGGACCAGGAGAGCGGGAUCGGGACCUGCAGGAUCCGUGUUCCGGCUGCGGGUUCCCGUCAUGCUGGGCGCGGUGAAGAUGGAAGGGCACGACGCUCCGGACUGGAGCGGAUACUACAGCGAGGAGGUGUACUCUCCGAUGGCAGGUGGUGGGAUGGGUUCUGGUCUUGGGAUGGGUUCCAUGUCUGGCUACAUGUCCAGCGGUGGGACCACGUCAGGCUCCUUCAACAUGUCGUACAGUGGGACCGGUCUGAGUCCUGCCCCGGUGGGGGGUAUGGGCGGUUCGGCUCCAGCAGCCAUGUCAGGUCUGGGCGGGGGUGUGGGCUCGAUGGGUGGGGCUCUGAGCCCAUCCAGUAUGAGCUCGGUGUCGGCUCAGCAGGCCUCGAUGGGCCUGAACCCGUACGGAGGCAUGAGUCCCACUAUGAGCCCUGGCAUGGCAUAUGGCAGUGGUGGACUGAACCGAGCCCGCGACAACAAGGCGUUCAGACGGAGCUACCCGCAUGCCAAACCACCAUACUCCUACAUCUCGCUCAUCACCAUGGCAAUCCAACAGGCGCCCAGUAAGAUGCUGACUCUGAGUGAGAUCUACCAGUGGAUCAUGGACCUGUUCCCGUACUACCGGCAAAACCAGCAGCGCUGGCAGAAUUCCAUCCGACACUCACUGUCCUUCAACGACUGCUUCGUCAAGGUGUCGCGCUCGCCUGACAAACCAGGUAAGGGUUCGUACUGGACCCUGCACCCGGACUCUGGGAACAUGUUUGAGAAUGGCUGCUACCUGCGCCGCCAGAAGAGGUUCAAGUGCGAGAAGAAGAUGUCGGUGAAAUCAGAUGGGAGGAAGGAGCAGGGGGGAGGAGGAGCGUCUCCUGCUGGGGAUUCCAUCAAACCUCCGGGACUGCUGGAUUCCUCCCUGCCCUCCUCCAGCCAGGCGGCCUCACCUCCUGGUCUGGAUCUGCGAGGAGGUGUUGGCGGGGCAUCAGACCUGAAGGUGUCCGGUUCCCAGCUCCUGUCCUCCCUGUCGUUGCCCCCCCACUCCAUGCCACACGAGUCCCAGCUGCACAUCAAAGGAGACCCCCACUACUCCUUCAACCACCCGUUCUCCAUCAACAAUCUAAUGUCGUCCUCAGAGCAGCAGCACAAACUGGACCUGAAGGCCUACGAGGCGCUGCAGUACUCCUCCUACAGCACUGGGGGGGCAUCCGGCCUCGGGGGGAGGACCAUGGAGCCUCUGGAGGCCUCCUACUACCAGGGGGUCUACCCCAGACCGCUCCUGAACACCUCAUAGUACCCGCUGCACCUUCAGUUUGGACUCUCUGCAUGCAGCCGUCCUAGACUUCCUGUCUGACUGUGAUGAUGCUGAACCGGGUCGACUCUGCUGCUGCUGGUCUGCUGGUUUCUGAACUUCUGCACUGUGACCAAACCAGGACACAAACAGACACGUUGACUCUCAGUUGAUUAAACUGAUCCCAGGUCUGUUCUCUCCUUUUACACACUGAGUCACAAUCAGCUAAUGUUUUUGAGAUUCAGGAUCCCAACCAGAUACUGAGUUACUUUAAACCUCCUCCUCAGACCAGACCAGGAUCAUCAGUCAGUCCAGAAUCCAGGAGCUCAGUGUUUCCUUUAUGUUAGAGGUUCCUGACCUGUAGACCGUUUCAUGUCUGAUCUGUUGGUAGUUACCUGAAGGCCUCUUUAUUAGACCGUGUCCGACACUGUAACAUCACAGUGACCUCAGUUUGUGAUUGGACAGCUGUGUGCAGGUGAGACAGUAGGCAGGGUCUAAACUUCUUUUCCCUCCACCUUCAGACUGGAGUCCAGAUCAUGCAGGAACAGGACCACAGUAUAGAAACUGGUCUUCAUGGUCAGGAGACUUUGUGUUGAGGUAACAGCUGAUCACUGGUCAAUAAUCAAUCAUCCCUGUGUGUUGUCGUCAUGGAGCCGCUCUUGUUUGAUGAGUUUAGUUUUAAAGUCGCAGGCUGAUGAUUAUUUAAAGAACCUGGUUUAUUCCCUGAGUUUACAACAGAACUCAGAGCUGAUUCACCUGCUGCCUUAAAGACCGAACCCAGGGAACAAAAGUCUCCCUCAUUCAGAGACCUGAUUGGCUGCAGGUCAGACAGGUGCAGAUGUGACGAGUCUAGGUCAGUUUCUGGUUGGUCAGAGUCACUCUGUCAGGCAGAACUGAGUUUUACUGUUUCCAGUCUUUGUUCAUCAGAUUUUCCUGCGACCCCUCAGAGGGCCUGACUCCACAUUUUGUGAACCACUGUGACUGUUUUCCUGUGUGAAGUUUGAUUCAGUGGACUUGGGUUUUGUCUCCUGAUGAGCUAAAAGGUCAAAGGUCACCUGGUGAUGACGGUGACGUGGUUGCCGUGGUGACACUGACGAAGCUGCAGGUGUUUACAGAUUAUAAUUAAUAUCUUUGAUCAGAGACGUGACAAGGAUUUAUUUCUCCCACGGCCUCGUCUGCCUCUCGGCUGACCUCCUGAGGGGUCACGACCCUCAGAGUGAGAAACCCCUGCACAGAUAGAAAGGCUUAUUAUUCAAAGGGUCAGUUCACCCAAAUGAGUCAAACAGAGAUUUCACCACCGCUCUGUUUGUUGUCGUUGGGCAGAUUUCAGAUCAGUUUCCCACCGUUUUAACCAGAGUCCAGUCUGUUUCUGUCAGAUUAGAUUACUGAUUUCAUGACAAACAAAAAUCAGUAACCAUAUCUUCUGAAUGAAGUCAACGUUUUUUUCAGGUGAAUUUUUCUGUCUCAAUAUUUUGGUGAAUGAUUGAUGAUCAGUGACUGACAAUCAGUUGUCCUGUGUCUCUUCAAUUUAAUUAACAAAAUAAAUCCUCAGCUCUGCAGUUUGAAAUCAUCAAGUCAAUCAAUAACAAAUCAAUUAUUAAUAUAUAAUGUGUUGACCUCAGUGAUCAUCCUCUCUGAUGUAAAACCUGUCCACAGGAAAUGAUCGGAGAUUUAUUCAUCGGCCGCGCUGCUCAGAUCUGAACUGGUCUGGACUUGUGUUCAGGAGUCAGACUUGAACCACUGUUUAACUUGCGGUCGGGUCUCCCUGAGCUUUCACUCACAGCUCAUCUUCAGAUCAACCUCACAUUCAUUUCUAAUCUUUUCUUUUCUAAUCUUUUUUUUUUUAAUAAAAUCUUUAUUUUUAUUUAUUUCAUUAAUAUUUUCUAAAUUAGAAAUGAUGUGAGCUGCUUCUCUGCAGAUAAUGAUUAUUAAUGAUGAUGAUUAUUAUUAAUUCAUGCGUGGAUCAAACAUUUAGUUUGUUUAAUAAAACAAUACUCGACAGUAAAAAACAUGGAGCAGAAUCAGCUCACUGCUGAUCAAUGAUCAAUAACGCCUGAUUAUUACAAUAAUCUGAUUUAUCCCAGGUCCUGACUCUGAGUGAACACUGUGUAUAUUAAAUAUCACUACCACCAAGAAAAAAAACAUUCAUGAACAAAGGAUGAAACUUAUUGAUUAGUCAACUGAUCAAUAUCUGAGUCUGUUUGUUUGGUGACUGUGUGUAAAAGGAGAAACCACUUCCUAUCUGUUUUCUGACUGUUGAUGCGUCUGAUGAUAAAAAUCCACUCUGUGUAUUUAAUCUCUUCUGUCUAUCACUGAUUAUUGAUUAUUGAUUAUUAUUACCAUGUGCAUGAAUGAAGUGGGAGGUCGUCAUCGUCGUCUUCUUCUCUGUUCUGGAGAAAAAAUGAAUGGACAGAGACGUCCUUCUCUCCACCUGGAGGAAGGAAAGAAGGGAUGGAGAUGGAGGGAUAGAGAGACAGAAGAGAGUUAAAGCAUUAACAGACAAACAGACCUCCACCAUCCUCGUCCUCGUUGUGUUUCUUCGUCGUUGGUUUUUGACUCUGAUGCAUGUUCUUAACUUAUUCUGUCAUUUUCAAAUAAAACAAAGAAA